This is a messenger RNA of Drepanopeziza brunnea f. sp. 'multigermtubi' MB_m1, 3399 nucleotides long. NCBI's taxonomy places the organism in Eukaryota, Fungi, Ascomycota, Leotiomycetes, Helotiales, Drepanopezizaceae. The record is from RefSeq and is a predicted model, not a curated record.
AUGGACGCCGUUCAGCCGGCCGUCCGGCGAACAAGCCAUGACCAACCCCAUGGCGAAGGAAUGGAGAGAGAGGCAUUGCGGAGCGGCACCAGCCCACAGCGACCGAGCGAGAACCAAUGUUCUGCCAGUCUUCCACGCGGUUUCGAGGGUAUGCUAAAGACGACGACAGAGACAGGCGACAUUGGCAUGUUUUCUAUUAAGCCAUCACGCGUUCCUCAAAAUCUAGGCACGCCUCGAAGAUCUUCCGCAGGCUACAAGGAGUCCGGACUACAGAGACCUCGACACGACUUCGAGCCUUACGGAGUCCCCGUUGUCGACGAUAGGAGGCGUCUGCCCUCCUACGCGAGAGAUGCAGCUUCCGAAGUUAUCUCCAUGUACGAGACGGCAAGCCAGAAGACGGGAAGUCGGGUAUUCGACGAACCUGACUAUCGAUCAUAUUCUAUGACACAAACAUCGUAUUCGUCUUAUACCUUAUCAAAUCAUCGAUCUUAUGCCAGCCUCCGAAGCCAAGCCGAUGGCAGCAAUCCAGUCCAACGACCAAGAUCCCCAUUCGCGUAUCCAACUCGGUUGAAACGCCCUGGAUUCCGCCCAUCCUCCCCCGCACUGACGGAUGGGGGUUUUGUUGAUUACAGUCGCCGUGCCGAAAUUGAGAGAAUACCAAAAGGAUCUGGCCACAGCACUUCUUCCCCAUCUUCUCUGUAUGCGCAGAGACGCAGACCUAACCAUCCUAUGCUCCGCCAUGACGCGAACCGAUCGACUCCUUCCCUACUCAGCCAACCAUCACCUCACCGUCGAUCUUCAAGCCCCUUAGCUCCACAGCCCAAUGGGUAUCCAAGCCACGACUGGUCUCGCAGAGGUGGGCCAGCAUCGGUCAACACUUCACCAGCUCGCAGCACCUUCAGUCUAGCAUCCACUGUCAAUCUGUACAGUACCUUGCAGCCUCCAUCCACCACAACAACGCCUGGAAAGGUCCCUUCCUCCCCGCUUUACUAUGACUAUACAGAGGAUUUUGAAGUGGAGGUGCACACCGAAGCAGAGGCCCGGGAACCACCGCCUCUGUUCAGAAUCGAUAAGACCAUCCCGGAGGAUCGUCCCAUGAGCUCAGAGAGAUUGCCAACGGAGUCUCCCAGUCCACAGGACACUGAUAGUAAUAGAUUUACUGCUGCAGACGUGAUUUCUCAAAAGUCUAGCGCCAGAAGAUCGAGCGACGGGGUCCCAAAGCGAAAACCAACACCAUGUAAUGUCAGAGAACAUGCAAGUGCGGCUGGAGCGCUGCCAGUGGAUGUUGAAACUAUUUCACCACCACUGCACACAGAGGAUUCCCAAUUUGGGAAAGAUCUUAGCCUCUCAGGCCUAGGGUACGGAGCUCAACAACUAGGAAACCAUGUCGAUGAGGUGUUUGGAAUUUUCCCCGAGUCUGCUUUCGAAAUCACGGAUCCCAACAAAGGUGAACGCGACGUGGCUGCCCAGUCCCAAAUUGACCAGACCCCAGACAAUGGUCAUGGGAGAAACGUCGAUGCACAAUCCGCGAGGAUUUCUUACAGCACUAUCAUCAAUAUUCCAUCAUUCCCACCACCUUCAGAAGAUCAGGGCAGGGCAGAAGCGUCAUUCUCACCACUCACCGAAACAAAAGACUUUGUCUCAAGUUCGUCUCUGAUCGAGUCCCUACAGUCCCCAGCUCAACUUCCUCAAUCCAGUACCCGUCAAGAUUAUGGAACUACGGAGACUAUCAGCUCGGAAAUCCUCGAUACUGAUAUAAAUGCACGGAACCCAGCUACGUCCAGCACUGUCGAGGCUCUUUCCACUCAGCCAAAUGGUCGUAGCGGUUUGGGAGGCCAAAUCAAGAACACAGACGCACAAGAUACACCCCCUUCAAUGUCGUCUCUGAGUAGAACACCUAUGUUAUCUCCUGCUCUUCCUGGUGAGUCGAGAUUUCGAGAAAAAAGCAUUGAUUGUGGCACCGUACCCCCCAAAAAUAUACACAGGCGAAGAGCUGAGGAUGGCCGAGCCAUACCACAAAUUCGACCCUUGAAGCGUAGCCAAAACUACAGCGGGGACCAAACACUGGAGCUCUCCUCUCUCACAGAUGAUGUUCCAAACUUCAGUCACCAAAUCCCAAAGAAAACGGUGGCUCGAUCAGAAUCUCCGAUGCUUGCACCAAAGCCAAUCUCUCCAGCAAGGCAGCUGAAGUUGAAGAACAGUGUUCCGCAGCUCAUGAAGGCGCUACCCCCGCUGCCGCCUGAACCAUCCAGCUGGCCAAAAUUUCUACCAGAUGUUCCAUCAUCUGAAGAGAAUGAGCUACCAGAUAAAUUCCCCCCUCUUCAGCCGGAAGCCGACAGGGCUGUGAUUCAAAAGAGUCCAGGAAUCCACGCGAAGGCCUUCUUGGUCAAUUAUGAAAGUGAGUUGAAGAAGGGCUUGACAGCUGUAGAAAGGGUGCCAGCUCAAAGACCACCUGAAGAGAAGACAGUGCCACUGGGCACCCCUGAUUAUGCAUUACCUCUUCCUAGGUUGAAGCUCAAGAUAAAGAGUUUGAGUCAGCGCUCUGUGUCUCCUCCGGAUUCUCGGCCAUGGAAUAUCGCUGAGAACUACACGUGGUCAACACAAAAUCCAAUCGUUCGCCUGCCACAAAUCGCUCAAGAUCCCCAGUCUCCAAGUUCGAAAACUCCAAAAUUUAGACUAAAGGUUAUCAGAGCUUCAAACUCAUCUCAAGGGACUGUUCGUGUGAAUCGGGAUUCGGUAGAUUCAAGGCCUUUGGUGGGCACUCAAUUGCGAAGCCCGAAAGAUCUUUUUACUCCAAGUUCAGGCAUUGAUCAUAUCUUCCGCCAAGUCAGUAGACAUCUUCAUUCGAGGAAAGCAAGCAGCAGCAGCAGCCAUGCAAGUCGAAAUGAAGAAGCAACUUUGCCGCGAAUUCCAAUUUCAAACCCGACAUCUAAUAGCGGCCCUGCAUACGCGGAAUCCUCGCAAGCUUCAGCGGCAUCAGCAGAUCCUGAUCCACUCAGCCCCGCCGAAGCUCGAAGCGUUUUCUCAGAUGAUAGCUCGCAUGCCCCAAGCAACCAUAGUCUACAUCUGCGGGGAAGACUUUCCAAUUUACGAGCGAGAAUCGCUGCUCCUUAUGCCAUGAGAGCCGGUACUCAAUCAUACGACGAUAUCACUUGGAAGGAUAGGAAUGGUCCGGAAGUACCAGUGCCUGUGGCCACAAGAUCUAUCCCAAAUCUUCAUGAUAGUAGGAAAAGCGCUGAUCAUGUUGGACCCGUGCGUCGUCUCGUGGAGAGGGCACAUCGACAAAGGCUGAGGGCAAAGGUACACGGAUGGCUGAAAGGUGCAAAGUCUGCCAUUGCAGCUCGAGUAAAAUUGCGAAGCACCACAGCACGGGGAGGUUCAGAUGCUGGAACGGGAUAG